Messenger RNA from Helobdella robusta, 708 nucleotides. RefSeq lists its product as hypothetical. The transcript has a single exon. Bases 1 to 708 code for a protein of 235 amino acids. Gene Ontology annotation, biological process: protein dephosphorylation; 7-methylguanosine mRNA capping. The record is from RefSeq and is a predicted model, not a curated record. Lineage: Eukaryota; Metazoa; Annelida; Clitellata; Rhynchobdellida; Glossiphoniidae. Gene Ontology annotation, molecular function: mRNA guanylyltransferase activity; protein tyrosine/serine/threonine phosphatase activity.
AUGCAACUACAACAACAGCAGCAUCAUAAUCAGCAGCAGGAAAUAAAAGUUCCUCCAAAGUGGUUGCACUGUCCCCGACUAAGUACGCUAAUAUCCGAUAAAUUCAUGGUGUUUAAAACACCGCUGGAUGAAAAAUAUGACCGUGAAUUGCCUAAUGAAUACAGAUUCAAUUUAAAAAUGGUCUUUGAAUCUGUUGCAAAUAUGAAACUAACAAUGGGCUUGAUCAUCGACUUGACAAACUCAACAAAUUUCUACAACGUCAAUCAUGUUAAAGACAUCUACGAUUGUGAAUAUUUGAAACUAAGCUGCGAGGGAUUUAGCGAAGCGCCGACAAAAGAAAUAACAUCAAAGUUUUAUGCCGUUUGUAAAGAAUUUAUUGAACAAAACCCAACUAAAAUUAUCGGAGUCCAUUGUACACAUGGUUACAAUAGGUCUGGUUUUUUCGUUGCUUCGUAUUUGGUUGAAGUGGAUAACUUGAGUCUGGAGAUGGCACUAAACCUGUUUAAUGAUGCCCGACCACCUGGCAUAUAUAAACAGGACUACCUGGACGAAAUCUGCAAAAGAUUCGGUCAAAGCAGUUCCGCACAAAAAGCACCCCAACUACCUACCUGGUAUACUGAUUCAGAUUAUGUUGCUAGAGAUGAUGAUGGAAAUGUAGUUUUGGGCAACAGUUACAGUAAAAUCAAAAAACUUAUUUAUGGAUGGUAA